Messenger RNA from Zeugodacus cucurbitae (melon fly), 3570 nucleotides. RefSeq names its product thymidylate synthase. The record is from RefSeq and is a predicted model, not a curated record. NCBI's taxonomy places the organism in Eukaryota, Metazoa, Arthropoda, Insecta, Diptera, Tephritidae. Gene Ontology annotation, biological process: dTMP biosynthetic process. Bases 1445 to 2458 code for a protein of 337 amino acids. Gene Ontology annotation, cellular component: cytosol; mitochondrion. Gene Ontology annotation, molecular function: thymidylate synthase activity. The transcript has 2 exons.
ACGUUAAAAUAUGUAUUCUAUAAUUUCGUUGGUUGCACUUUGCUAUUGUUUGGCUCUUGACGUCUGUAUCCCAUUUCUUUGUUAGAUGAUUUAUCCAUAAGUGUAAUAUCUUAGUUUUUGUUCGCCUCCAUACGGUAUAGAGGGACUCAUUUAAAAUUGUACCUCGAUAGUAACAUUUUAUUAUUUGUAUUAUGCCCUGGUCGAAAAGGGUAGUAAGGAAGGGUAUUUCUAUGAAAUUUUACUUCUAUUGCCGAUUCAAGAGUUCGAGUUAUGGAAGGAAAUUUGUACGAAAUUUCAUGUAUAAACGCUAUUGCCAAUUCCAAAGUUCGAGUUAUGGAGAUCUUCCAGUUAUAGAAGUUCCACUGUAUUUCUCCACCUAAAAAAUGGUACAACAAUAUUGCGCAUGAUUAAGAGAACAUUUUAGCGCAGGCCAGGAAUUACGCACUAUUCUAUUGGCUUUUUUAUAACUCUUAGCUAAUAUAAAGUGCCCACACAAAAGAUUUUGUUUGGCUUAUAUUAGCCACUUAAUAGCCUAGACAGACGGCAAAGUUAAUUCGGAUUGACUGCGCUUUUAAUCAGUGACAGACGGCAGCAAAACGAGUUAUAAACACCCAUAACAGCUGAUUGGCAAUAAUAUCUCUAUUUUGGUAAAAUAAAAUUGUAUAGAAAGCAAAUAUUGCGGUUGUUAGCCGCACAAUUAGUACAAAAUUACUAAUUACUAAAAAAAUAUACAUAAGUACGUUAUUAUUAGAACUGUUUUAGAAAAAAUAUGCUAUUUCAUUGCAUGCGAAAUGUUUUUGUUUACAUAUAAUUGAAAAACAGCUGUCAGUAUUGCAUAUUUUCAUUCAAAAUAAGUUAAAAUCGGCCAUGUUUAACAAUGUUGCCAACGAAAAUGCCACGAACUCCCACUAACUCUCAAAAUUUUUGACGAUUAAAUGGGAGUUACCAAACGGAGUUAACUGAGAUAACUCUCGAAUUAACCCCGAUUAAAACAGUUAAUCAGAAUUAACGCCGCCGUCUGUCAGGGGUAUUAGAUGACAGUCAAUAGGUAAUGGAAGAUAUCGUGUCGAGAAGUCCCGUUAAAACUCAUAAGCACUUUACUCUUGUAAUUAACGUAUAAUUUAACCAGUAAUUGACUUAAGUUAAUACGAUUUAUUGCCAGAUAAUACUAUCACAAUCGACGGCUAUAAAUUGAUUGCGUAUUUAUUAUCUGAAUAAACCAGCUUGUGAAGUAGCGACAGCAGGCAUACAUAUAUUGAAUGCUUCAAAAUGCAAUGAAACAAAUUACAAUUUUAUAGAACUUAAGGAAAACUAAAUUUGUAUGAACAAAAGAAUUACUUUUGUAAUUUUCGUUACAAUUGGGUAAAAGCUAAUAUUAUUUAUUUAUGCACACACGUACCUAAAGGCUCGGAAACCCUGGAAAUCUAAAGAGCGCCAAAAAUUUAUGAUCGCGCCUUUGGUCUUGAUAGUUUUCCUAUCAGUUCGUUAUUCUUAUUCGGAAUUUAGAGGGAUAUAUGAAUUUAUAGAUCAAAGAUACAUUGAAUACAAAAUGAACAGCGACUCCAAUAAACAAGAACCGCGUAGUUCUGAACUAAAUCUAGACGAGCAGCAAUACUUGGACCUUAUUCAAAAAAUUAUUGCUAAUGGUGUAAAUCGACCGGAUAGAACUGGCGUUGGUACUCGGUCAAUUUUUGGUGCCCAAAUGCGAUUUGAUCUCCGAAAUAGUUUUCCAUUAUUAACUACAAAGCGAGUAUUCUGGCGAGCGGUCGCUGAAGAAUUGCUGUGGUUUGUUCAUGGUCAAACAGACGCUAAAAUACUUCAAGAAAAAAAUAUCCACAUAUGGGAUGGAAAUAGUAAACGAGAGUUUUUGGACAAAUGUGGGUUUUCCAAUCGCGAAGAAGGUGAUCUAGGUCCAGUUUACGGUUUUCAAUGGCGUCAUUUUGGGGCCAAGUACAGGAAUUGCAAAGACAGUUACAAAGGUGAGGGAGUGGAUCAACUUCAGGAAGUGAUUAACACAAUCAGAAACAAUCCAAAUGAUCGACGUAUUAUAAUGUCUGCGUGGAAUCCUGUCGAUAUACCUCAAAUGGCUCUGCCCCCUUGUCAUUGUCUUGCACAAUUUUUUGUUGCCAAUGGAGAGUUGUCUUGUCAAUUAUACCAACGUAGUGCUGACAUGGGAUUAGGUGUACCAUUCAAUAUUGCAUCAUACGCGUUGCUUACCUAUAUGAUUGCUCACAUUACUGAUCUCCGACCAGGGGACUUCGUCCACACUUUAGGCGAUGCACACGUUUAUAACAAUCAUAUCGAGGCGCUAACAGAACAGCUAACGCGUAAACCUCGUGCGUUUCCUAAAUUAGUUAUUAAGCGUGAGAUGAAAUGCAUUGAAGAUUUUACUUUUACGGACUUUGAACUUAUCAACUACAAUCCAUACCCAAAAAUUUCAAUGGAAAUGGCUGUUUAAUACAUACACACGCUUAAAAGUGUAGAUAUAAAAUUUGUACUGCAAUGAAAUGAAAAAGUACGUCGAUUGCCUCGAUAUAUUGCAACGAUGUCGAAAGAACCCGUUCUCUUCAGUAUGGUUUAAAAUUUUAAUGAUUAACCUUUCGUAGUUUACAAUUAUUUGUCCAUCAAAAAUAGUUUUUUAUUAGAAAAGUUAAAAUUAAUACAUUUUGGACGUGUAACAAGUUUUUAUUCAUUGCUAGUUAAAUCUCUAUACGUAUUUUUUUUUUACUCUAAAGAUAAGUGUUUUUGCUUUUAUCAAAUUUUGCUAAAAGUAGUUUCCUCGAUGGAAUCAUCGCAAUUAGCGGAUUUUAUACCAAUUUAAUAGUACGGUAAAUGUAUAAGAGAAUAACACUUACUUUCUUUGAUAAAAUUCGUACAGUUCCGUGGAAAUAUACAAUAUGCAAUUUAUAAGUGAAUAUGCAUUUAUAAUAUCACACCACAAAAUUUGGUAGUUCUAAAACAUUUCAACUUCCAAGCAUUCCAAUAAAUGUUGAGUUGAUAUGUAAACACUAUUGAAUUACGAAUUAAUUAAAUAAAAGCAGUGAUAUUUCAAUGCAAAGUAUCAGUCUUCGUCUAAAGGUAUUGUACUUUGCCACUCGUUCGGGUUAACAAAAAUAUCGGAUAUAGUCCCACGCAACGUGAAUAUUCCACGAUUAAGUGGCACCGGUCGAGGUUUCUUAUCCACCUCAGCUAACCAUUUUUUCCACGCUUCAGCGGCCAUUUGCCGUCGCUGUUCUUCCAUAGCCCGGCGUCGUUCUUCUUCUUUCUUCUUAAUAUUACGUCGUUGUUCCACCUCUAUUUGUUUAGUGCGUUCCCAAGCCUCCAAUUUAGCUUGUGCUUCUUCCUCAAUAAUUUGAGAUUUUAAGGGUUUUUCAUCCUGUUCGACAUGAGUUUUAAUUAUUUCAUUCGAACGAGUUUGCCGUGAUUUAGAUUUCAACCACUGUUGAAACUUUUCUUCUGAAAGACGUUUUCUCGCCUCUUGUUCCUUACGUUUCUGUUCUUCAGCCUUACGGCGACGCGCAGCUUCAUCGGAAAUAAGUUUUCUAUUAAAACGUUAUUGAAUAAAAAAAA